AUGGAAGCUGUGCUUGGAUUGAUGAUUAUUCUACUGGGAGUUGCUCAGGGUGUGGAAACUUACUGUGAUGGCAGACAGGAUGGAGCUCAUUGUUAUGGAGCUUUGGGAGGAACUGUGGACAUCCAGCUGAUGGACAGCACCUCAGAAAUACCUAGAUACCAAUUGUUAAAGGAUUCAUUAAAAAUAUUGGAUGUAAAACACAAUAAGAGUUUUCAUGAUACCACAGAGAACAAAUUUCUAUUUUUUCCUAGUAAUGGAACAUUUAGGAUCAGUAGCCUAAACAGGAAUGACCAUGGUAAAUAUACCCUUCAAACCUUUGAUUCAGAUGGAAGAACAUCAGAUGAGCGGACGUUCAAGUUGGUCUUUCAAGCUCCUGUGUCCUCUGUCCUGCUGGUCUCUGAGUGUCUGUCCCAGGGAGAGAUGAGGGUGUCCUGCUCCUCUGAGGGAGGGGACAGUCCUCAGUACAGCUGGACUCUGGAUGGACGCACACUGACAGAUGCUGAGCUCCUUUCUGGAAAUAAUAAGAGUAACAUCAUCACUCUGAAACAGCACGUCUCAGGACAUCUGGUCUGCUCAGUGAAAAAUCAUGUCAAUAGUGUCUCCAAAGAACAAAGGAUAUGCACUUGUGGAUUCACAUUCAUUAACGGCACUUUAUCUGAUGGGACACACAUUGCAAAGUGGGUGCUUGCAACCAAAAAUACCCUGUGUAUUAAACCAACAAUGGGCCCUAUAACAAUCUCUGACACUGCUCUAGGUAAGGAAUCAAUCCUCUACACAUUCACCAUUGGAGGUUUCACAAGCAACAAGCUGAGUAAUGAGAAACCUAAGCCAACUCCAACCUUUCUUGCACAGCCUAGCACACCUGACAACAAUGGUGUGGGGGGUCUGGGUGGAGGCACAGGAGAGACACAUAGCUACUCUCAGCUCAUGCUUGAAGAUGACAACAUGGAAGCUGCAGUUGGACUGUUGCUGGUGUUGCUUAGAGUCUCUCAUGGUGUGGAAACUUACUGUGAUGGCAGACGGGACGGAGCUCAGUGUUAUGGACCUUUGGGAGGAACUGUGGACAUCCAGCUGAUGGACAGCACCUCAGAAAUAUAUAGAUACUACUUGGUGAAGAACUCAAUAAAAAUAUUAGAUGUGAGAAAUAAUACGGUUAUUUCUAAUACCAUAAGAGAGAGAGUUCUUUUUCCCAGUAGAGGAACAUUUAGGAUCAAUAACCUGAGCAGCACAGACAGUGGUAAAUAUACCCUGGAAACCUUGGAUUCAGAUGGAAGAUCAUCAGGCGGGUGGACUUUACAGUUGUUCAUUCAAGCUCCUGUGUCCUCUGUCCUGCUGGACUCUAAGUGUCUGUCCCAGGGAGAGAGGAGGGUGUCCUGCUCCUCUGAGGGAGGGGACAGCCCUCAGUACAGCUGGACUCUGGAUGGACGCACACUGACAGAUGCUGAGCUCCUUUCUAGAAAUAAUGAGAGUAACAUCAUCACUCUGAAACAGCACGUCUCAGGACGUCUGGUCUGCUCAGUAAGGAACAACGUCAGUAAUGUCUCCAAAGAGGAGAGAAUAUCUACCUGUGGCUUUAUUUUCAUUAACUGUACUUCAGUCAAUGGGACACAGAUAUCACGGUGGGUGUAUAAAGCUAAUAACACCCUGUGUACUCCACCAAAACAGACUUCUGUGGGUAAGGAUUAUGGAACUACCAUCAGUGAUGAGCCAUGGUACAUUAGAAAUUUGCCACUGAUAGGUGGUGUUCUCUCAGUGCUGGUAAUUUUCUUGGUUGUUGAUGUAGCAGUCAUAUGUGCUCGGAGGAAAAAGCAAAACAGCAAACCUACAAAAAAGGAGGAAGAAGAUGACCAGGAAGUCUUUGCUGAUGUCAAGUUUGUCAAAAGGCAGGCAAACCAAGCUGAGAAAAAAGCGGCUGUGGAGUACGGCCAAGUCAAGUCUGCAAAGCGACCUCGGAGGCCUGAACCAACAGGAACUGAUUGUGUGGAAACUUACUGUGAUGGCAGACGGGAUGGAGCUCAGUGUUAUGGAGCUUUGGGAGGAAGUGUGGACAUCCAGCUGAUGGACAACACUUCAGAUAUUAAUAGAUACCAAUUAUUAAAGAGUUCAUUAAAAAUAUUAGAUGUGAGAAAUAAUACGGUUAUUUCUAAUACCAUAAGAGAGAGAGCUCAUUUUCCAAGUAAUGGAACAUUUAGAAUCAAUAAACUGAACAGGACAGACAGUGGUAAUUAUAGCCUUCAAACCUUUGAUUCAGAUGGAAAAUCAUCAGGCGAGCGGAUUUUACAGUUGUUUAUUCAAGCUCCUGUGUCCUCUGUCCUGCUGGUCUCAGAGUGUCUGUCCCAGGGAGAGAUGAGGGUGUCCUGCUCCUCUGAGGGAGGGGACAGUCCUCAGUACAGCUGGACUCUGGAUGGACGCACACUGACAGAUGCUGAGCUCCUUUCUGGAAAUAAUGAGACUAACAACAUCACUCUGAAACAGCACGUCUCAGGACGUCUGGUCUGCUCAGUCAGGAACAACGUCAGUAAUGUCUCCAAAGAGGAGAGAAUAUCUACCUGUGGUGUGGAAACUCACUGUGAUGGCAGACAGGAUGGAGCUCAGUGUUUUGGAGUUUUGGGAGGAAGUGUAGACAUACAGCUGAUGAAUGGAACCUCAGAAAUACAUAAAUACAAAUAUUUAAAGAAUUCAUUAGUACUACUAUAUGUGUCAGACAAACAAGUUCUGUCUAAUACCAUAGGACACAGAUCUCUCAUUUUCCACAUUAAUGGAACAUUUAGGAUCAAUAACUUGAGCAGCAAUGACAGUGGUAAUUAUACCCUUCAAACCUUUGAUUCAGAUGCAAGAUCAACAGGCAAGCGGACUUUACAGUUGUUUAUUCAAGCUCCUGUGUCCUCUGUCCUGCUGCUCUCUGAGUGUCUGUCCCAGGGAGAGAGGAGUGUGUCCUGUUCCUCUGAGGGAGGGGACAGUCCUCAGUACAGCUGGACUCUGGAUGGACGCACACUGACAGAUGCUGAGCUCCUUUCUGGAAAUAAUGAGACUAACAUCAUCACUCUGAAACAGCACGUCUCAGGACAUCUGGUCUGCUCAGUCAGGAACAGCAUCAGUAAUGUCUCCAAAGAGGAGAGGAUAUCUACCUGUGGUGAGUGAGAUCAUUGUGAUGGCAGGCAGGAUGGAGUUCAGUGUUAUGGAGCUUUGGGAGGAACUGUGGACAUCCAGCUGAUGGACAACACCUCAGAAAUGUCGAGAUUCCAGUUGUUAAAGAAUUCAUUAAAAAUACUACAUGUGAGAAAUAAUGAGGUGAUUCCUAAUAUCACAGAAAGGAGCUCUGCCUUAAAUUCCAGUUAUAGAACAUUUAGGAUCAAUAACCUGAGAAGGAAUGACAGUGGUAAUUAUACACUUCAAACCUUUGAUUCAGAUGGAAGAAUAUCAGACGUGUGGACUUUACAAUUGUUUAUUCAAGCUCCUGUGUCCUCUGUCCUGCUGCUCUCUGAGUGUCUGUCCCAGGGAGAGAUGAGGGUGUCCUGCUCCUCUGAGGGAGGGGACAGUCCUCAGUACAGCUGGACUCUGGAUGGAUGCACACUGACAGAUGCUGAGCUCCUUUCUGGAAAUAAUGAGACUAACAACAUCACUCUGAAACAGCACGUCUCAGGACGUCUGGUCUGCUCAGUCAGGAACAACGUCAGUGAUGUCUCCAAAGAAAAGAGGAUAUCUACCUGUGUGGAAACUCACUGUGAUGGCAGACAGGAUGGAGCUCAGUGUUAUGGAGCUUUGGGAGGAACUGUGGACAUCCAGCUGAUGGACAGCACCUCAAAAAUACCUAGAUACAAACUGUUAAAGAAUUCAUCAGUAAUACUAUCUUUUACAAAUGAUAAGGUUGUUUCUAAUACCAUAUCACAUAGAUCUAGCUUUUUUCCCAGUAAUGGAACAUUUAGGAUCAAUAACCUGAGUAGGAAUGACAGUGGUAAUUAUACCCUUGAAACCUUUGAUUCAAAUGGAGCAUCAUCAGGCGUGCGGACUUUACAGUUGUUUAUUCAAGCUCCUGUGUCCUCUGUCCUGCUGGUCUCUCAGUGUCUGUCCCAGAGAGAGAUGAGGGUCUCCUGCUCCUCUGAGGAAGGGGACAGUCCUCAGUACAGCUGGACUCUGGAUGGACGCACACUGACAGAUGCUGAGCUCUUUUCUGAAAAUAAUGAGACUAACAUCAUCACUCUGAAACAGCACGUGUCAGGACGUCUGGUCUGCUCAGUCAAGAACAACAUCAGUAAUGUCUCCAAAGAACAGAAGACCUGUCGCUUCAUUAACUGCACCUCAAUCAAUGAGACACAGAUAUUAGGGUGGGUGCCUGUGGACAGUAACAGCCUGUGUAUUGAACCAACAACAGAAUCUACCCCAGUCACACCAACUUCUGUGGGUAAGGAGACUGGCACAGUGUCAAUUACACAAUUCAACAAUGAAACUGUGACUUCCUACAGUGAUGACCAAUGGUACAUUACCCAUUUGCCACUGAUCGGUGGUGUUCUCUCAGCACUGGUAUUUUUCUUACUUGUGGGUGUGGCAGUCAUCUGUGCUCAGAGGAAAAAACAAAACAACAAACCUACAAAACCAAAAGGUUUGAAGAACUGCCGUUAUCCAUUCAAAUAA
This is a messenger RNA of Neolamprologus brichardi, 4632 nucleotides long. Lineage: Eukaryota; Metazoa; Chordata; Actinopteri; Cichliformes; Cichlidae. The record is from RefSeq and is a predicted model, not a curated record.